UGUCACACAUGCGCAAGAAGCAUAGUAACGCGUAACUAAGAGAAGCCGAAAUAAGGAAAUAAGGACAUUUUAGAGAAACUCUAAUCAGUUGUGGUCCCUCAAAAUGGAGGUGGACAAGAGACCUAAGGUUGCCUUCAUGACAACUCUAAAUAGGGAACUAUUCCCUACCAAAAUGCCACCAAAUCGUUUUGGUAAUGAGGUAGUUCCACUUCGAGGUGCUCCUCACAGAGGACCGGGCUGCUAUGAAAAUGAAGAAAAAACAAACUUCUGGUAUGGUGUGAAGAACAAGAUUACCAGUGAAAAGGGCUACACUCUCGGAGCUAGGACGUCAAACAGGAUACCAUCAGAUGCAAAGUUUCAGACACCUAGCCCUUUGGUCUACCAGACAACCUGCACAGAACCCCGAACCUUCUCGGCAUCUAAGAAACCAUUUGAAGUAGGGGCAGAGAGGUUCCCCGUGUACAGGAGGGACAUCAGUGAGGUUCUCCCUGGGCCAGGCACAUACGAGCACCAGAGCCCUAAGAACAGAAUGGUUCAGUGGCACCAGUCAUUUGGUGGAACGCCCAUCAUGUUGCCUGCAGUCAAGGUGACAAGCACCAUACAGAAAAACACAGAUAAGUUACUCAGCACGAAAGAAGAGAAGAAAUAUCAUCGAAAGCUGGCUUAUCUUAAGCUGUAUUAUGAUUAAGUUGAAUAUUCUAACAUUGGCAAUUUGAAUUGUUUUGUUGCAAAUGAGGUCAUUAAACAUCAGUGUCUGGUGAAGUUGAGAAAUGUCGGAAAUGAUAGCAAAAUGUUCCUCAAAUAUUUUAAUCACAUUUCAAUUCAAGAAUGUUGUCUUAUACAUGUAUAAGUAUGAUCCAUCUGUUUUUGUGUGAUGAUGUGCGUUUUUGCAAAACUUCAUGUGAAUACAGAUAUCUGGUAUUGGUAUUGUCACUACAUGUUAACAAUGAUCAAUUCCUGAUUAUAACAGAUAAUCAAUGCUCAGAGUUAUUAUAUUGUAAACAUGUGACACAAUGACAUUGUUUUGUACAAGAUGUAAAUAUGUCUUGAAGACAGGCAUACUUUCAGUGAUCUGUGUCCAGCAAUAUGUAGAGGCCUUUGUUGCAGGAUAUAUAUCUACAUGUACAUAUAUUGUAAAUAAAUGUGUGUUUGUUGUGUA
This is a messenger RNA of Haliotis rufescens (red abalone), 1159 nucleotides long. Its product is annotated as protein pitchfork-like. The transcript has 6 exons. The coding region runs from base 104 to 688 and encodes 194 amino acids. Gene Ontology annotation, molecular function: cytoskeletal protein binding. The record is from RefSeq and is a predicted model, not a curated record. NCBI's taxonomy places the organism in Eukaryota, Metazoa, Mollusca, Gastropoda, Lepetellida, Haliotidae. Gene Ontology annotation, biological process: regulation of cell projection organization. Gene Ontology annotation, cellular component: ciliary basal body.